UUGAUUUACUUGAACUCGUCCAACGCCAAAUCUGCAAUCUUGCAGCGUAUUAUUUACUGUGUGUCACGCACUAUAUUACUCUAUGUUUUUAUUCGUCGUAACGAUAUCUUUUGUUCUCUUAUUGUAUUUUCUCGUCGUUUAGCGAAGUAGUAGCUGUAGUAAUUCUUUCGUGCAUAUCUGUAUCUAUAACAGUUGCUAUCUACUCGUGAUAUAUCGUGUUAAAACUAAAUUAAGAUGCAGCGAAGGAAAUGUGCGAGAGCACGCAUUUUUGAUAGACCAGUGGGUUCAAGUCAUACACUUUCUCCAUUCUCCUACUUGUUACAUCUGUUUUAUGCAUUUAUGAGAUUCAUUGUUGCUUGGCUCUGGAUGACUCAUGCUUUUCUGUUAGGAUGCAUAAAUGGGUCAUCAAAAGUCGAAGAAGCCGUAGAAUGUUACCAACGUGCAGCAAAUAUGUUCAAAAUGGCAAAGAAUUGGAGCUCGGCAGGGAGUGCAUUUUACGAAGCAGCAGAGUUGCAUGCAAAAGCAGGCAGCCGUCAUGAUGCAGCUAACAAUUACGUGGAUGCUGCUAACUGUUUUAAGAAAUCUGAUAUAAAUGAAGCCAUUAGUUGCCUAUUAAAGGCAAUUGAAAUCUAUACGGAUAUGGGUAGGUUUACAAUGGCAGCUAAACAUCAUCAGAGCAUAGCUGAAAUGUAUGAAAGUGAGGCUGUAGAUCUUGAAAGAGCAGUUUGCCAUUAUGAACAAGCAGCUGAUUAUUUUCGUGGAGAAGAAAGCAAUUCCUCUGCCAAUAAGUGUCUUUUAAAAGUUGCGCAGUACGCAGCGCAACUUGAGAAUUAUGAUAAGGCUAUUCAAAUUUAUGAACAGGUUGCUUCUGCAUCCUUGGAAAGUUCUUUGUUAAAGUACAGCGCAAAGGAGUACUUCUUCCGAGCGGCACUCUGUCAUUUAUGCGUUGACGUGUUGAACGCGCAACACGCGAUCGAACGUUAUCAAGAACAGUAUCCUGCGUUCCAAGAUUCUAGGGAGUAUAAAUUAAUAAAGACAUUAAUAGAACACCUCGAGGAACAACACCUCGAAGGUUUUACAGAAGCAGUAAAGGAAUAUGAUUCAAUUUCACGAUUGGAUCAGUGGUACACGACAGUAUUAUUACGUAUCAAAAAACAAGUUAAUGAUAAUCCAGAUUUGCGCUGAUCGGUUGUUCCUUCUUUGUGCUAUUUUCUCUCAAUGAUAUUAUUAAUCCAACUCUAUAUGUAUUCAUUUUUAAAUCAUACCUUGCUUUCAUUGGAACUUGUAAAGUAGUUUCGUUUUUAUACCUAAAUAUAUUUUCAUAACAUUUCCUUACUCUCUUAGCAACUAUUAUAUAUCCAUCUUUUGAGUUAUCACGAAUUCAUAGAAUGUUAUCAUCAGAAGUAUGUAAAAUUACUCCGUGAACAUUGCUAGUUCAUUUAAAUGCCAAUGUACAGGGCAUAAAAAUGAGUAUAGAAAUAAAUAGUAUUAAAACUUCGUUAAUAUUCAUAUUUGCAAAUAUAUAAACAGCUUGCUAAAAAGCUAUGGCUUCUGCAGUUUCAUUUUAAUGCAUGCGAUCGCCAUAAAUUACUUAAAUAAUACUGUACAUUUUCAUGAGUUUAGUGAUUUCAAUAGAUGUGGUGCAGUUUACGAUGGAUAAUAGUUUUAAGUGUUUUAUGAUAUUUAUUAUUAAUUACUGAUCCGAAAUAUAAACAACUAUAAGAUUUUGUGACAAGAGAACGAUGAAUAGCUUUUAUUUACAUUCAAUUAGAACAUGGUUUAAUGUUAUUUUGAAUGUAUGUUUUGUCUGGAAUUGUAACAUGCAGUUAAACUGUGAGUUAUCUAUACACUGCCAGAGUAUCAGAAUAUCGAACGAAGUGUAUAUUGUCUUCGGGAAUAUCUCUUCUUUUGUUUUACAUCUUGAGUUUUAGAAAUUUCAACAUAUGCUCUUACGUUCUAUGUACAUAUGUUAUAUCGUUAGUUUUCUAUUUAUAUUUAAUGAAGAGAGUAAUGAAUAUACUGUUGAUUAUAUGCAUUUAAAUGCAAAUAUAUUUUGUAAAUAAUUUUGUUUCCUGUUUUAUUAAUGUACACUGGUUUAUGUUCUAUUGUUGGAUAUUAAUUUUAUUAAUGUAUAUUUGUAUUUAGAAGUAGGUUCAAAGAUAGAGAAUAUAAGUGAUAAAAAGGAGUUAAA
Molecule: messenger RNA, 2191 nt
Organism: Megachile rotundata (alfalfa leafcutting bee)
Lineage: Eukaryota; Metazoa; Arthropoda; Insecta; Hymenoptera; Megachilidae
Gene: alphaSnap
Product: Alpha-soluble NSF attachment protein
Biological process (GO): intracellular protein transport; SNARE complex disassembly
Cellular component (GO): SNARE complex; vacuolar membrane
Molecular function (GO): soluble NSF attachment protein activity; syntaxin binding
Source: RefSeq, a predicted model, not a curated record